CUUUGAAAGCCGUUCAGCUGCGCACCAGUGCGCACUCUCGAAGUAGCUUUUUUCGUGAUGGGAUCUAUUUUCAUAUGGUGAUUUUAGAAAUAAAGAGUGCGCACAGUGCACAGAAAGAGAUGUUUGUGCUGCUGUCAGUGGUGCUGUGCGUUCAGACCGCUGUGAGCUCUCCAAUCUCCACAGCUGCUCAGGCUCAGGGUUUUCUGGAGCGAUAUGGAUACCUGCAAAAGGAGAAUGAAACACAUCAUACAGCUGAAGUCAAGUCGGCCAUCAGAGAGUUUCAGUGGUUGUCUCAGCUACCUGUCACUGGAAGGCUGGACAGUGCCACUCUGGAGAAGAUGACAUCUGCCCGCUGCGGGGUUAAAGAUGUUGGUAGCCAUAGUUCCUGGAGCCAAAGGGUCAACAGUAUCCUCACAGGCCGCUUGGGCAGACAUGGACGGCAUGAGCAGCAUCUCCGUAAGAAGCGCUACACUCAGACAGGAGAGAAAUGGCACAAACGUCACCUCACCUAUCGUAUCUUGAACUGGCCACGGAGUCUUUCUCCCAGUCAAGUGCAUCUGGCGGUGAACACAGCAUUCCAGCUCUGGAGUAAUGUGUCCGGGCUGCUCUUUCAGGAGCUCCAGCAGGGUCCCACCGACAUCCGGCUGGCCUUCUUUGAAGGGGAACAUAAUGAUGGGACGGGAAAUGCAUUUGAUGGGCCAGGUGGCACUCUGGCUCAUGCAUUUUUCCCAUUCCGCGGUGAAGCUCAUUUUGAUAUGUCUGAACGCUGGACCCUGAAUGGUCUUAAAGGACACAACCUGUUCCUUGUGACGGCCCAUGAAAUUGGCCACACUCUGGGUUUGGUUCAUUCACCUGUUCGUCAUGCGCUCAUGUCACCAUACUAUAAGAAGAUGGGUUCUAAAGCGCUGCUCAGCUGGGAUGACAUCAUUGCGAUACAACAACUGUAUGGUAAACCACCUGGGGAUACAGUGAAGCAGCUUGCGGGACAGGCUCUGAGAUGGGCCAUGCCGGAUUGGAAUUUUUCUCAAGAUCAUAAGGGAGGUUCCCUCACACCCCACUACUGCCAGGGUUUCUUUGAUGCCAUCACCAUCGAUGAGAAUGGGACAGUGCUGGUGUUUCAGGGCCAUAAUUUCUGGACGGUAUCUAAUGGCAGUGUGAGCGAUCCUCUUCCGCUUCAGACACGCUGGCCACAGCUGUCAUUGGCUGUUGAAGCAGCCGCCUUCUCCCCACUGGACAGCAAACUCUACUUCUUUAAAGGAAGACGGAUGUGGCGUUACUCAGGCUCUGAUCUGGACCCUGGAUUCCCCAAGAAGAACAGUGAACUGGGCUUACCGAAGCACCCUGACUGCGCCUUCUUCUACCAGCCCCUGGGCCAUAUGGUGCUCUUCAAAGGGUCCCACUACUUUGUCCUGAAUCUUGAAUCUCUUAGCAUAGAGCCGUACUACCCUCGUUCUCUGAGGGACUGGAAGGGUAUUCCACAGGGGAUAAAUGGGGUCUUGACUCGGCCAGAUGGAAAGCUGUAUUUCUUUAAGGAGCAGCAGUACUGGAGGUUUGAUCCUGGGAAGGUGCGCAUUACUGCGACUGGACAGUGGGCAGAGAGGCUGCAAUGGACUGGCUGCCACAGAACUCCAUCAUUACAGGGCAAUGAGCUACUCUGACCAGAAGAGGGAGCUAACAGAUUCACAAUAUUAAGAGGCAUUUGGGAUAUGUGCAAUUCAUGUGUGGCCUAAUGGUUUAAUCUGAGAAAAGGUCUUUCUUGCAGUCUACAAAUGCAAAGAUUUUUUAGUUAGAUAAGAUUUUAAUGUUUUUGAAAGAAGUCUCUUUUGCUCACCAAGGCUGCAUUUAUUUGAUCAAAAAUAUAGUAAAAACAGUAAUGUUGUGAAAUAUUACAGUUUAAUAUAAUGCCUUAUCAUUUAAUAGAUGCCUCAGAAGGCCUGGUCUACAAAGGACUCACUUACAGCACAAUGUCAUCUUUAACCUUCGGUCACACAACAUAAAACUGAUAGUCAUAGUCACACCAAGGCUGAAUUUAUUUGAUUAAACAUAAUCAAAUUCAGUGUCACAUGAUCCUUCAGAAAUUAUUCUAAUAUGCUGAUUUGUUGCUCAAGAAAAAAUUAUUAUUAUCAAUGUUGAAAAUCAAUUUUUUUGUUGUUGUUGUUGUUGUUUGAAACUGAUAACCCACAUUUUUUGGGGUUCAUUUUAGGAGUUCGUAACAGCUUGCCAAAGUGAACUUUAUGGAAAAGUUUGCUCCAGCUGAUGGUAAACAUAUUUGUUCUAGCAUUGGUCCAUGGCGAUACGUAACAGGUAUGUGGCUCUGAGGCUCUGCCUUCUUUGACGUAAAUCUUCUCCAGUUCAUUUAUUCUGUUCAGUUUGUCAAGUUCAGACACGAGUAAAAACAUGAACACACCGCUUUACAGUAGUAAAUGAAGUUGUAAUUCUAAUUGAAAGACACACUGACAGUUUUCCAUGUUGAAUACUGUAAAGCUGCUUGCAAUCUAUUGUAUAAAGUGCUGUAUUAAUAAACGUUACGUUACUUUACUUGAGUGCUGAAUUUCAGAGCUUGUGCAAACAAUGUCCACAUCGCUAUGAUCAGAUGCUUUCUAAAGGGUUAGUUCACCCAAAAAUGAAAAUUAUCCCAUAAUUUACAGGGUGUCUACAGAUAUGAACAAGUUAAAUUUAAGACUUUUUAAGACCAAACCUGCGAUGGAAAUACA
Molecule: messenger RNA, 2714 nt
Organism: Megalobrama amblycephala (Wuchang bream)
Lineage: Eukaryota; Metazoa; Chordata; Actinopteri; Cypriniformes; Xenocyprididae
Gene: mmp28
Product: matrix metallopeptidase 28
Exons: 8
Coding region: 75-1658 (527 amino acids)
Biological process (GO): collagen catabolic process; extracellular matrix organization; proteolysis
Cellular component (GO): extracellular matrix
Molecular function (GO): metalloendopeptidase activity; zinc ion binding
Source: RefSeq, a predicted model, not a curated record